Molecule: messenger RNA, 4086 nt
Organism: Salpingoeca rosetta
Lineage: Eukaryota; Choanoflagellata; Craspedida; Salpingoecidae
Product: CMGC/DYRK protein kinase
Exons: 14
Coding region: 1-3963 (1320 amino acids)
Biological process (GO): peptidyl-threonine phosphorylation; peptidyl-serine phosphorylation
Molecular function (GO): protein serine/threonine kinase activity; ATP binding
Source: RefSeq, a predicted model, not a curated record
AUGGCGAACGUUGUGAGCCGGGCAACGGCUGGGUUGACGCAGCUGUACUCGUCUGUGGCACAGCAGCGCGAUGACGGCGCACACCAUGGACGAGCACAACACCAACAGCCAAAGCAGGAGCAGCAAGAAGAUCUGAGUCGCCUGACUGCCGAAGAUGGCUGCUUUCAGCCUGUGCCUCCAGUGCCUUUGCUCGGUGGGAGAUACCGGUAUCUGCGCAGCAUUGGGCGUGGCGGUUUUGCGCUCCUGAUCCGCGCCGAGGAUACCUACUGCCCCACCCACAGUCACGUCGCUAUCAAGAUCAUGCACGCCCAGUUUGCACAGCUGGGCUCACACGAAGCAACCGUCACACGCCAGCUCAACACCCUUGACCCGCUAGACACAUGUCAUGUUGUCCGCUGCAUCAACACGUUUGAGUUUGCAGGUCACUUUUGCAUCGUGUUCGAGUUGCUGUCAUCAACACAGCUGAAACAUGCAGUGGAAACAGCGUCGCAGUUCACAAAUACCAAAGCAGCAAACACAGCGAGUCUCAAGUUACAGGCUGUGCGCAAGGUGGCCGCCCAGCUUCUGACUGCGCUCGCCGUGUUUCGUCAUGCCAACAUCAUCCACGCCGAUCUUAAACCAGACAACGUUCUCCUCCGUGAUGACGCCGCCAACUCGUGCUUCAUCAAAGUUGCUGACUUUGGCAAUGCCAUCAGCAACACGGAGGAGGCUGUUGCUCCAUACUACGACUCGUUUGACAUCCAGACACCGCUCUAUCGUGCACCAGAGGUGUACUUUGGCAUUCCUUUUGGUCCGGAGAUUGACAUGUGGUCAGCCGGUUGCAUCUUGCUCGAGCUGCUGCUUGGUCGCGUCCCGUUUGGCGGCUCAACACCGGAUGACGUCGUCAGCAGCAUCGUCGCACUGACAGGACACCUGCCACACAUGUACACCGCAGGCAAAUUCUACGCCAGGUUCUCCCAGCACGUGGACAGCCGGCCCUCAACGCCACACGAACCGCUCGACCGCAUGCACGCGGCCCUUGCAUCACGGCUUCAGGAGCAUCUUCACUUCAACCACCCAAGCUUUGCCAGCUUCCUUGCUGGCAUGCUCCAUCCCGCGCCUUCCAAGCGCAUGACGCCGUUGGAAGCACUGCAGCAUCCGUUUCUGGCGCCGCUGUUUCCCUUUCGCCUCCUCGUGUCAGACCCGCCCCUGUACUCAAACCCGGUCUGGUUCCCCCCACGCCCACACUCGUUUGCAUACGCACACGCGGCCGAGUGCGAGCGCCCGCUGCCCGCACACCGCAGCAGCACACGGCGACCACAACAACAGCAGCAAGAGCAGCAAGAGCACCAGCGGCAGCGUGGGGGUCGUGCCAGUGGCGGUGCCAGUGGUGGUGGUGGCAGUGGGAUGGCUGUUGGUCGCCCGCCAGCAACAAGCACCGCAACAGUAGACACCACAGAUGCAUGGCAGCUCAAGUGGGUAAGAAAUCCACUGCAACAGCAACAUCAGCAACAUCAGCAACAUCAACAGCAGCGACAGCACCACCAGGCUCGUGGUGUUAGUCGAGUGGCGCAAUCUGCGUUUCAUCGCGUGGCCAACGCGUCCUCUGCAUUUCAUCCUCUACGCCUCCACACCAACGGCAGCACAGGCAGUGCGCCUCCGCAGUCGUCUGCUGCCGUGAAAGACGAGGACCUUGGGCACCUGGGUGGUGAUAGUGACAGCAUUGCAGCAGACGUGCGCCACUCGCGGUCCUCUCGCUCGCGCCGCUCUGUCCGGCGUGCAUACGCUGGCGAUGAAGACAUGAAACGAACGCCUUUGUUGCAGGCGAGUAGUGACACGACUGCGGCCACGCCCACCUCAACCACCACGGCACGCCCAGCUUCAUCAGGCCGUGGUGGCAUGCGCACCCCUGACCGGGCAGGGAAGCUGCUCAGGUCGAGCGAUGGCAAAGCCAUGGUGCUGAUGGCUGCAGGCACCAUCGCAACGGCUGCACCUGACCAGCAACACGCCCCUCACACACACCAACGCCAACAACGCCAACAACGGCAGCAGCGGCAGCGCAGCGCAAUGGCAAUCACAGAUCGUGAUGUGAAGGAGGAGGACUUUGAUGAAGGUGAUGAUGCACUGCUGUCAUCGCCACACUCAAGCGAAGCAGCCACAUCCCGCCAGCGCACCCGACGGCGAUCAACAACCACUUCAACAACAGCAUCAGUAGCAACAACAGCAACAGCAGCGUCGUCAUCAAAGCGGACAUCAUCCCGGGAGAAGACACGACGUGGGUCGAGGGGGAAAGGGAAGCGUGGGGAUUCGGACGUAUCGUCCACCUCGAGCGUGUCACGGCCGCGUGGAACUGGUGCGCGUGCUGAUGUCGACGAUGGUGCUGUUGACGGCAUCACACCUCCGUCUUCGCCACAGUUUUCCCGCCGCUCGGCCAGCAGCACUCCAAAGGCGCGCAGAGUCAACAGUAGCAGCAAAAGGAGACAACAACAACAACAACAACAACAACAACAACAACAACAACAACAACAACAACAACAGCAGCAGCAGCAGAGGGGGAAACAGAAGAAAAAAUCAGCCAAGAGCCAGGCACGGAAGUCGGGACACUGUAGAAGGAAAGGAGGGGCUGAUACCAUGGUUGGUGAUGACGUUGAUGAGGAGAUGGACUUUUUGGAAGAAGGAGGCGCAGACAUCAUUGUUGUGCACGACGACGUCAACGGAAACAGCGACAACACGCGAAUGGCCCACGCGUCUGUCAUGGCCUACCACGCCACACUCGCUGCAGCAGAGGGCGAAGAUGAGCUCUUGUCCAGCGGAGAAACGGUAUCAGCGGCGUCGUUGUCUCGUUCCGCUAGCGGCUCCACCCCAUUGCGACGGGCGCCGCGAUCCACAUCAGCCGCACCGUCGUCGAGUGUUGCCUCAGCGAGAACAGGUAAAGGUGCGAAGAAGCACAGGGCCAGCGCAGCGCGUGACGGCGACACCCUGGCAGCAAAGCGCGCGAAAGUGACCAAACGCGCCUCAGAACACAAGGCAGCAACAACAGCAUCGACAACACCACCAACAACAGGAAGUGUUGAUGAUGGCGAUGAUGCUGGUGCGUCACGGCUGUCACCGCCAUCUUCACCGCUCCCACAGGCGCUGCCAAUGGAAGGAAACACGCGAGCGGCAGCGCAGCACCAGCAGCAGCGCCAGCACCAGCAGCACCGUGAACGACGCCCAAAGAGCAAGCUAACAAGGAAGCCGAAGAAAGGCCGGCAUCUGCCUUCUCCAUCUGCAAUGACGCCAACAUCACCCACAACAGCAGCCUCUGCCGGUCCCUUUGAUCUUGAUGAAGGCGUCAUGCGUGAUCGCGUGUGGAGUGAACCGUCGAGUGCAGAUGUGUCGCCUGCUCGCCCCGCACACCCUGCUCACACUCCCCAUGUCGGUAAAUUGCCACCGGUCAACACAACAGCGGGUGCAUCACGUGGCACCACCGCAACACGGCCCAAGGCGGCCGCGACCGUGCACCCGUCUUCACCCUCGUCGACGCACAAGACUCCAAGGAAGCCCGUGUUGCCUGUGUUUCCUGGCCGCGAUGCGUCCUCUGCGAUUCAAGCACGCAUGGCGGCACUGGCAGCGCGCUCGCCAUCGUCAUCGUCAUUAGCGGACGCCAUAUCAUCAUCUUCUUCAUCGUCCUCAGUUGUGCUGCACGAAGUUGCCACGGAAUCGACACCAGUGGCAUUGGCGACAUUUGACGAUGCGGAUGACACGUUCUCCGAUAAUCAGCGCCGCAAUGACAGCAAGGUCGCGCGUGUCCUUGGUCAACCAACACCAUCACCGUCAUCAUCAGCCAGGCGCAAGAAGACGCCAAUAAGAGCAGGACAACGAGCACAACUCGCUGAACGUCAAGGACACAACGGCGUGGGCGGUGGUGUUGUUGCUGGUGCUGACAGCAGUGACUUUGAUGCAUCCUCGGACCAUGAGGACAUUGACUUCCUCACUCUGUAGGACAGAGAGUGCCGUGCGUGUGCGUGCUGUUCUGUUUCAAGAGUGUUGGGUAUGGGUUCUGUGACUGCUUGUAAGCGCGUGUAAUGGAACAGAACUGAUAUGAAGUAAACCACAAGAGCAGAA